This is a messenger RNA of Misgurnus anguillicaudatus (oriental weatherfish), 1374 nucleotides long. RefSeq names its product YjeF N-terminal domain containing 3 (gene yjefn3). The record is from RefSeq and is a predicted model, not a curated record. Lineage: Eukaryota; Metazoa; Chordata; Actinopteri; Cypriniformes; Cobitidae. Gene Ontology annotation, cellular component: mitochondrion. Gene Ontology annotation, molecular function: NAD(P)HX epimerase activity.
GGGAAUAUGGAAUGAGGGUAUCUGGAAUUUGGGGUGAGUUAUAUGGGAGUUAUUUCUGACACAGCAGUUGACACCCGUAGCUUCAAAUCUAAUGGUUCUCACGUGUCUCAUCAUCAUGACCAAUUGUCGUAUAAUAUUGUCUCAAAACGUUUAUUAUUUUCUUACACAACCUUAUUUUGCCGCAUAAGACAUUUAUUAAGAAUCCAAACGGCUCUGGUUGACUUUUGUGAUAUAUGGAUGUGCUUUUGAAGCCCAGCAUUUCUGUGGCGAAUAUAAACUUUCAAAGAAAAACUGUUUAAAUGAAGAGUGGAUGUUAUAUUCAUCCUGGAAUGGCAUGAGGCCGGGCUGUUGCAUGUGAAAAGGAUGCAGCUGAUGCUCGACUGAGCUUCCAGCAUCAGGGGCUCUCAGCCAAUCAGACGGCACUCAUGAUAUCUCCCUGCCUGUUAAUUGGCUGCCACUUCCAGGGAGAGCAGCUGAUGUACGCGUGGUGCCUGGACCAUCGUCCAGUGAGCCAGUGGAGGCAGAGAGAAGACAGGGAGAGUCACAUCACUUGCAUCGUCUCAUCACAAAUCCAUCAAGAUGAACAACAGCUCCAACGACAAAGAACGAGAAACCAUAGAGCCACUCCGUUAUCUCAGUAAAACAGAAGUGGCGACCAUCGAGACGGAGCUCCUGAGAGACUAUCGCUUCGGCCAGCAGCAGCUGAUUGAAAUAUGGGGUCACGCCUGCGCCGUCGCCAUUACAAAGGCAUUUCCCUUGAGCUCCUUAAGUAAAAAGCAGCCCACCCUGCUGGUUGUUUGUGGCCCUGAGCAGAACGGCUCCAUCGGUCUGGUGUGUGCCCGCCAUCUGCGCAUAUUUGAAUACGAGCCCACUAUUUUCUAUCCCAAACGUUCACCUCAGAUUUUACACCAGGAUUUCACCGUUCAGUGCGAAAAAAUGGACAUCCCGUUCCUUUCCUAUCUUCCGACAGAGGUCCAACUGUUAAACGAUGCUUACAAUCUUGUGAUCGACGCCAUCUUGGGACCAGAAGCGGACCACAACGACGUAAAAGAGCCAUAUGCUGGGAUGCUGGUGACUUUGAAACAGGUCAAAAUACCCAUUGUUAGUGUGGACAUGCCUUCAGGUUGGGAUGCUGAUGAGCCAGGCAAGGAUGGAAUAACUCCAGAAGUCCUCAUCUCUCUGACGGCACCCAAAAAGUGUGCGACGGGUUUCUCGGGAAAACAUUUUCUGGCCGGACGAUUCCUGCCCUAUGACAUUCAGAAAAAAUACGAACUGAAUCUGCCAGAAUUUCCAGGAACGGAUUGCGUUAUAGAACUGUAGCGGUUUAUAAUAAUGUAUUUUGAAUAAAAAGGAUGUUUUUCCUUCUGUAUUUUA